This is a messenger RNA of Knipowitschia caucasica, 405 nucleotides long. The record is from the annotation of a GenBank genome assembly. NCBI's taxonomy places the organism in Eukaryota, Metazoa, Chordata, Actinopteri, Gobiiformes, Gobiidae.
AUGUGGUCAGUUGUUGGAUUGUUGGAGUACGGGGGUGAUGUGGUCAGUUGUUGGGGUCCGGGGGUGAUGUGGUCAGUUGUUGGGUUGUGGGGGUCCGGGGGUGAUGUGGUCAGUUGUUGGGGUCCGGGGGUGAUGUGGUCAGUUGUUGGAUUGUUGGAGUACGGGGGUGAUGUGAUCAGUUGUUGGGGUACGGGGGUGAUGUGGUCAGUUGUUGGGGUCCGGGGGUGUAGUGGUCAGUUGUUGGAGUACGGGGGUGAUGUGUUGUUGGAGUACGGGGGUGAUGUGGUCAGUUGUUGGGGUACGGGGGUGAUGUGGUCAGUUGUUGGGUUGUUGGAGUACGGGGGUGAUGUGGUCAGUUGUUGGGGUACGGGGGUGAUGUGGUCAGUUGUUGGAGUACGGGGGUGA